UCAGUUUGUUUAGAUUUAAAGCAAACGGCUGUUUAUAGUAAUAGGGAAAAAAAGAUCCGGACCAGUAAGCUGCACACGUAAUCGGCCACGCAUGUAGGUGAACUCUCAAGUGAAUGAGUGAUCAUCCUCUUUCAUCAGGUUGAAUAAUACAUGAUGAAUUCGAUGAUGGCAAAUAAAGCGACAAAAUACUCAUAUAUCAGGUUAAGGUGGGGGUUCUCUGAUGAGCGACAAAACUGCUUGGAACUGAAGUUUUUUUCCCAACCAAAGCCACCAAACUUUCUUGGCAUCAUGGCGUGUCCAUAUAGCUUCAUCACACUCGACGAACCUGCUGCAACUGCAUGCAACCACCCAAUCAACAGUUCACUCAGCCGAAUCAAUCGCAGACAAGACGACGGAAAUGGAAUUCAGCAGCAACGAGCUCGCCGGCCGUGGUCGUCCCCUGCGACAGCGGCGUUGCGGCCGCUGCCGCCGCCAGCUUCUUCCUGCUCUCCUCCUCCUGCUGCUGCUCGCCGUCGCCGGCCACUCCCCCGCCGCCGCCAGCAUCUUCGGCGGCGAUGCAGCAUCGGAGUGCAGCCGGACGUGCGAGUCCGAGCACUGCUCAGCGGCGCCGCUGAUGCGCUACGGCAAGUACUGCGGCGUCUCCUACACGGGGUGCCCCGGCGAGGCCCCCUGCGACGCCCUCGACGCCUGCUGCGCCGCCCACGACGCCUGCGUCCAGGCCACCGACAACGACUACCUGAAUACGUGGUGCAACCAGAGCCUGCUGGACUGCGUGGCAGCGGCGAGGCCGGCGGCGGCGGCGACGACGUUCGAGGGGAACCGGUGCAACGCGACGGAGGUCGCCGACGAGAUCGCCUCCGUCGUGGAGGCCGCCGUGUACGCCAAGGGCAUCCUCCACAAGCCGUAGCAGCCUGACAGCAGCAGGGUGCCCGUACGUGUCGUAGCUGACGCAGGCAGGCGCUCGAAAGGGAAAGCGGUGGCUGGAGCCGGUGGCCUAGAAAAAACGGCUUGCGUGUACACGACCUGCCCGACGUGGUCGUCGUCUUCUCGUCGUCCCUUUCUUUUUCCUUUUUUUUUUACCAAUCUAUAAAAGAUCAGAUACAGUGCGAUUUUUUUUUCUUGAUGAAGAUCAGAUACAGUGUGAUUUGGAUGAA
Panicum virgatum (switchgrass) is the source of this 1154-nucleotide messenger RNA. Its product is annotated as probable phospholipase A2 homolog 2. NCBI's taxonomy places the organism in Eukaryota, Viridiplantae, Streptophyta, Magnoliopsida, Poales, Poaceae. Bases 398 to 907 code for a protein of 169 amino acids. The transcript has 4 exons. Gene Ontology annotation, molecular function: calcium ion binding; A2-type glycerophospholipase activity. Gene Ontology annotation, biological process: phospholipid metabolic process; arachidonate secretion; lipid catabolic process. The record is from RefSeq and is a predicted model, not a curated record.